AUGACCUCUGCUAGUGUCAAACGCCGGCCAGUGCUAGACAAGGCCAGGUCUACUGACUGGACUAAGAUUCCAAAUCCUCAAUACGGUCUCAGCUCUCCGUGGUCCAGUUAUUAUACCCCGGCCGGUACUUCUGCUCAAGGUCGCUGGGAAGGUGAACUUGAUAGUCUCGUGGUAUACGGCGAGGUGCCUAAGGAAAUCGAUGGCACCUUUUAUCGUUUACUCCUGGACCCCCAGCAUCCACCACACCCGGACAAUCCGUUCAUUGACGGUGACGCCAACAUCUGCGCCUUUCGCUUCCACAAUGGCCAGGUCGACAUGAAGCUCAGGUACGUUGAGACGGAGCGAUACCUCCUCGAACGCAAAGCGAACCAGCGGCUCUUCCAUAUCUACCGGAACCCAUAUUCGUGGCAUCCAUGCGUGCGCAUGGCCAACGACUCGACGGGCAACACCAACAUCGUGCCCUGGGCGGGCCAUCUUCUGGCGCUGAGUGAACGCGGUCUGCCAUGGGCCGUGGACCCGGAGACACUUGAGACGCGAUGCUACGAUCCAUUUGGGGGCCAAGUGAAGGCAAAGACAUUCACGGCGCACCCAAAGGUCGACCCUUAUCAAAACGAGAUGGUGGUCUGGGGGUAUGAGGCGAAAGGUCUGGGAACGCCAGACAUAUGCUUCUAUACCGUAGAUCCCGAAGGGGCAAUUACAGGCGAGACUUGGAUCAAGGAUGAAAUGGGCGGCAUGGCCCACGAUGCGUGGAUCACCGAGAACUGGAUCGUCAUGUCAUCGAUGCCAUUCAAGGUGAAUUCCGACGAGGAGAUGAAGGCUGGUUCGCAGCACUGGGAAUGGGUGCCGGACCGGCCUGCCGCCUUGCUGGUUGCUCCGCGGAAGCCUACUACACCUCUCCCGGCCGGUUGGAAGGUCGGGGAAGCUCGACGAUACACAUGGGAUAACGGCGUCAUCUUCCACACUGGUGCUGCAUGGGAAGACGAGGACGGCACCCUGAAGCUCGAGAGCCACUUCGUUACCUUCAACUUCUUCCACUUCUUCAACCCUCCCGGCAUGCAGCCACCUGCAGUUCCUCUUGGCGACUGGGUUCGCUGGACCAUUAACCUGAGCCAGCCCAACAACAGCAGGCUCCAGGAUCCUGACGUCCUGCUGCCUUGGAUAUCAGACUUUCCGAAAACGGACGAGCGGUUCCUGACGCGAAAGCAGCGCAUCGUUUACCUGAUUUCCUGCGAUGCCGGCAAGGAGAUCAAACCAGGCACUCUCAGCGCCUUCAACACGAUUGUCAAGCUCGACACCGAGACCCUUGAGAUGAUGGUCUUCGAUCCUGGUGAGAAUGGCCGCGUGGCAGAGCCUGUCUUCGUCCCGCGGUCCGAUGACGCACCCGAAGGCGACGGCUGGGUUAUAGGCUGGGCUGACAGCGCCAAGAGUCCUCGGGGGGAGCUGGUCGUGCUGGAUACCAAUGACUUUUCCAAGCCUGUAGCCGUCAUUCACUUGCCGUUUGCGAUGCGCACCCAGGUCCAUGGAAACUGGGUGCCGAAUCCUACCCCGGGUACCCCGAUGCCUCGCUUGACAAAGCCACUGAAUGUCGACGUAACUCCUAGCAACAACGGAGUCCUGGAUCGGAUUAAGGAUUGA
Molecule: messenger RNA, 1635 nt
Organism: Ilyonectria robusta
Lineage: Eukaryota; Fungi; Ascomycota; Sordariomycetes; Hypocreales; Nectriaceae
Product: carotenoid oxygenase
Exons: 1
Coding region: 1-1635 (544 amino acids)
Biological process (GO): carotene catabolic process
Molecular function (GO): carotenoid dioxygenase activity
Source: RefSeq, a predicted model, not a curated record